AUUUACUGAAGCCAGGUGAAAUCCGCCGGGUCAGUUGCUGCAUGCGAGUCCCACACAGGAGAAGCCCAAACUUGACAGCGCAGGGUAAAACCCGGGACAGCGAAUGAAGAAACACCUUUUGCUUCACUUCACAUAUAGAGGACUAGUGAGAAAAGGGAAAAAGAGUAAAAGAAGAAAAUGGCCAAUUUUAAUUUGCGUAAAGCGGAGCCCAAAGACGUGCCUGACAUAUUGCGACUCAUAAAGGAACUCGCGAAGUAUGAAGAAAUGGAAGACCAAGUUCUUAUAACUGAGAAAGAUCUGCUCGAGGACGGUUUCGGAGAGCACCCGUUUUACCACUGUGUGGUCGCAGACGUGUCAGCCGAGCAUCAGAAAGUCGAAGGUUAUUCUGUGAUUGGAUUUGCAAUGUACUACUUCACCUAUGACCCGUGGAUUGGCAAGUUACUGUACCUUGAAGACUUUUACGUCAUGAAAGAGUACAGAGGUUUUGGAAUUGGAUCUGAAAUCCUGAAACACCUCAGUGAUACGGCAGUGAAGAAUCGUUGCAGCAGCAUGCAUUUCAUCGUGGCUGAAUCCAACAAGACGUCCAUCGACUUUUACAAGCGUCGCGGGGCUUCAGACCUCUCGCUGCAGGAGGGUUGGCGACUUUUCAGGAUCGAUAAAGAGAAUCUUCUGAAAAUGUCUGCUGAAGAGUGAGCUGGCCGACGGUCCAGUGUUCAGGGAGAACUAAAGACAGCUCACAAUUUCUCAGUUUGUAGAUCUUUAAUUCAAUAUUUUAGAUACUCUGUGUUAUUGAUUAUAUUAACAAACAGUAAUGUACUCUAGAAGAAGUUUCUGUAGUACUUGUGUCAUAUUCUGUAGUGUAUAUGUAAGAUUAGCUUAUCAAUCAGCUUUUUUGUAUCCAAUUCAAUGUAUUAAAAAUCUAAACAAAUAAAUAUUAAGAAUUAUAUUUAA
Messenger RNA from Danio rerio (zebrafish), 951 nucleotides. It is a transcript of the gene sat1b, whose product is annotated as spermidine/spermine N1-acetyltransferase 1b. Gene Ontology annotation, biological process: polyamine metabolic process; putrescine catabolic process. The record is from RefSeq and is marked provisional. Gene Ontology annotation, molecular function: transferase activity; acetyltransferase activity; acyltransferase activity, transferring groups other than amino-acyl groups. Gene Ontology annotation, cellular component: cytoplasm. Lineage: Eukaryota; Metazoa; Chordata; Actinopteri; Cypriniformes; Danionidae.